AUGAGCUCAUCCGAUGAAGCAGUACACGCCCGAGUUAGCGAUGCAGUUGGCAGCUCCACGCGCAAGGCGGGCGCCCGGCAGCCAACCACACGCCCAACUUGGGCGUGCACAGUUUCUUUGGGCGCCCGAGUUGGGCGUUCGGUUCAAACCGACAAUACGUCUAGAGUUGAAGUUGAUCAUACCGAUUAUUUUACAACAACUCAAUUGUUUGACUCGGGGGACGAGUUAGUGGCUUGGGCUCGGUCCGUUGCAAGAGCUCUUUUCGUGAAAUUAAUUAGAAAAAGUACCCCCAAAAUAAAGAAAGUGUGUCUGACUUGUGACCUGUUCGGAGGGCCUCGAGAAAGUAACGUAGAGCCGUCCUCGAAAAGGUCUGGUAGCAAAAAAGUAAAAUGUGGUUUUCAAAUCGUCGGAGACCGGCGGUUGGACGAUAGAUGGGAGCUCAGAAUAGUAUUUGGGAAGCAUAAUCAUUUUCCGAUAUACAUGUCUGGGCAUGGGCUUAGUGCAUUGAAUGAAGCGGAGUCGAAGAUUAUCAAGGAUCUUUCACAAAGUCAUGUGCCGCCCAAGAAGAUUUUGGCUAACUUGAGACAAAAUGGCUUGGGUCUCGAUGCUUAUUCGAAACAAAUAUACAAUGAAAAGGCGAAAUUGAGAAGAUUAGCUAGGGGUGACCGUACAGUGAUGCAACAUUUGAUUGGGUUGCUUGAGAAGCAUAACUAUUACAAGUGGUUACGUACAGAUGAAACAACAUGA
Messenger RNA from Erythranthe guttata (spotted monkey flower), 747 nucleotides. Lineage: Eukaryota; Viridiplantae; Streptophyta; Magnoliopsida; Lamiales; Phrymaceae. The record is from RefSeq and is a predicted model, not a curated record.